Molecule: messenger RNA, 1517 nt
Organism: Selaginella moellendorffii
Lineage: Eukaryota; Viridiplantae; Streptophyta; Lycopodiopsida; Selaginellales; Selaginellaceae
Product: ethanolamine-phosphate cytidylyltransferase
Exons: 9
Coding region: 195-1457 (420 amino acids)
Biological process (GO): phosphatidylethanolamine biosynthetic process
Cellular component (GO): cytoplasm
Molecular function (GO): ethanolamine-phosphate cytidylyltransferase activity
Source: RefSeq, a predicted model, not a curated record
UAAGAUUUAAAGUGGAUUAGGGUUCUUCGUUGGAUCUAACACGCAGCAGCGCAGCGCGAUCACACGCACCGACACGCCAGAACGACACAGUGCUGCUGGAUGUGGCGGCGAAUUUCUUUUCUUUCUUCCAAUCUCUGGUGAGGGGGUAGCUAGAAUCGAGCUAGAAGCUUUAGCGGCCCGGAAGUUUGGUCGCCAUGGGGUUGAGCAUGAGAUACUCGGACGCGCCACAGGUAGCGCAGCUGCUAGUCGCGGGACUCAUCCUGGCAGCAGCUGUUCUGGGAUUGUCAUCGCAUUUCUUGGGAUUCAUUCCAGUCGCGAUUCCGGCCUUCGGCAUCUUUCUGCCCAAGAAAAAGGAGAACCGGCGCGUGAGGGUUUACAUGGAUGGCUGCUUCGAUCUUAUGCACUACGGCCAUGCGAAUGCGCUGCGACAGGCGAGAGCGCUCGGUGACGAGCUUGUGGUGGGAGUUGUGAGCGAUGGAGAAAUUGAGAGCAACAAGGGACCGCCAGUCAUGUCCAUGGACGAGAGGAUGGCGAUGGUUCGCUCCGUGAAAUGGGUGGACGAAGUUAUUGAGGAUGCUCCGUACGCUAUCAACGAGGAAUUCAUGAACAAGCUCUUUACGAAGUACCGCAUCGACUAUAUCAUUCACGGGGACGAUCCUUGCCUUCUUCCCGAUGGCAGCGACGCGUACGCACACGCCAAAAAGGCCGGCCGCUACAAGCAGAUCAAGCGUACAGAGGGAGUGUCGAGCACGGACAUUGUUGGAAGGAUGCUGCUUUGCGUGAGAGACCGGCCACCCAGCGAAAUCCAGAACCAUGCGUCUUUGCAGCGUCAGUUCAGUCACGGCCACAGCCAUGGCCCAGACAGUCAUCCCCAGACUCAGAUCUCCCAUUUUUUGCCAACUUCGCGUCGCAUAGUUCAGUUUUCAAAUGGAAAGGGUCCAAGGCCAGACGCUCGGAUUGUUUACAUUGAUGGCGCAUUUGACUUGUUCCACGCUGGGCAUGUGGCUAUUUUGGAGCGUGCCAAAGCGUUGGGCGAUUUCUUACUCGUGGGAAUUCACACGGACCAAACAGUGAGGACUCGAAGGGGUGCACAUCAUCCGGUGAUGAACCUACAUGAGCGGAGCCUCAGUGUUCUCUCCUGCAGGUAUGCCGAUGAAAUCAUCAUUGGAGCACCAUGGGAAGUCACGAAAGACAUGGUCACUACGUUCAACAUCUCUUUGGUAGUACAUGGAACCGUGGCGGAGACCACUGAUUUUAAAGAGGGUGAUUUCGAUCCAUAUGCGUGUCCCAAGCAGCUAGGAAAAUUCAAAAUUUUGGAGAGCCCCCGGAACAUAACUACGUCAACCAUAAUCGCGCGCAUUGUCGCAAACCACGAGGCUUUCAGGAAGCGCAACGAGAAGAAGGCCGAGAGUGAGCGGAGGUACUACGCGAACAAGCAAUUUGUAAAUGGAGACUAGGAGGGCGAGUAUAGCUAUUUUUCAAUGAUAUAAUCACUUUGAAUAUCUCUAGGCAAGGCA